GAAGACACGAGGCAGAGGAGUUCUCCGCCUCUGGCAGAGGGUUUUGACAGAGCGCCGCAUUCAAGGUCGACGUUGUGGGAACCAUACUUGGGUAACGACGCUUUCUGGGCCGCCAUAACAUACGACCGCCGUUUUCAGGUGCACGCAAGUGGUCAAGCGACAAUGUGGGAACGCGGCGUAGUCUACGUCUUCGCUGCUUGUUUUCUGGGUGUGUGCCGGGCGCAGCUCAAGCCCGGCUGCAAGAUAGCUCAACUGCAUGCCUGCGGUGAAGACUACCUGGUGUACAGCAACACCACGCACCUACCGGAGCCCCACGAAGACCAGUUCCAGACAAACUGCGAGUUGUUCGCCAAGCAGAUCGCCUGCACGAUCGAGUUCUCUGAGAGUUGCCUGGACAACAUACCACGCGCCGUGGCGCUGGUUGCCAUGGAGGCAGCGGGCGACGACUUUGAGGCUGCCUGCACCGAAGGCACCGAACGAUACGACAUGUACAAGAGCAGCAUCGUGUGCAUGAACGCCGCGGGAACUAAGUUGAACAAGUGCUUCGGCGUGCUUCGGGAUGGCAUGGGCGAGAGCAUCGAUGCACCGGCUGGAAGGACCAUUCACUACGCCUGCUGCGCAUACCAUAACUCUUUGGAGUGCGUAGAGCGGGCCCUAGACGACUGCGAUCCCAGCUAUCCGGCCAAGGAGUACGUAGCAAACGUGAUGGAACGCAUAUUCGGGCAAGUGCUGAGUCUCGUGUGCGGACCCUACACCCGGGGUUCAGCCGACUGCCACACGCUGCCCAAGCUGCCGCCCAGCACUGGACCGAAGAAGACCAACCUCAUCGAGCUGGCCAUCGAGAUAUCUAACUCAUUCAGAAACAAGAAGAAAAAGAACUAAGAAGCGUAGCCAUGUAUCAUUCAUAUUAUACGUAUUCUACCCCUCAGUCCAUUCUUGCCUUGUUAUUGCUUGUUUGACUGGGAGUACGUAGAUUAAAAGUAUUAGUCUCUGCUGGUUGGAUGCACAUCGUAGGAAAAAUCAACACACUGGGUAUUACCACAAAUAGCCACGUGUCAUGUGUCUUCUUCCCGGAUGCUCAUGUCACUGUUUUUGGCUGAGACCCUUUUCGUGAACAGGAGAUGGUAGUAGUAGCACUUUCGGUUUCAACCGGCGUUGAACGGUGUAAACAGUUGGACUGUAGAAACGCCCCCGUCGAUGCCUUACCCGACCUUUUGUCACUGAGAAGGAAAAAAGAAAACCUGGAGCUGCAAUCUGUUCUGCGCUGCAGCUAAUGUCAUUUUAUAUCUCAGCUGCUCGCGGUGUUUUUUGAAGCAUGAAGCACUACUUGAAGCACUUAA
Dermacentor albipictus is the source of this 1340-nucleotide messenger RNA. The record is from RefSeq and is a predicted model, not a curated record. NCBI's taxonomy places the organism in Eukaryota, Metazoa, Arthropoda, Arachnida, Ixodida, Ixodidae.